AUGAAGAAGGAGAAUCACACUUUGGUGAGUGAGUUUAUUUUUCAAGGUUUCUCCAGCUUCGGUGAGCACCAGUUCCCCCUUUUUCUUGUGUUCUUUCCAUUGUACCUAUUCACCCUGGCAGGCAACAUCAUCAUUGUGACCAUCAUUGGCCUUGAUCGCCACCUCCACACCCCUAUGUACUUCUUCCUCAGCAUGCUGUCGGUUUCAGAGACUGUGUAUACACUUGUCAUUAUACCAAGGAUGCUCGUUAACCUCUUAGGCCUGAGUCAGACAAUUUCCUUGGCUGGCUGUGCCACCCAGAUGUUCCUCUUCAUUACUCUGGCCAUCAACAACUGCUUCCUGCUCACAGCCAUGGGAUAUGACCGCUAUGUGGCUAUUUGCAGCCCCUUGAGGUACGCAGUUAUCAUGAGCAAGAAGGUCUGCAUCCAGCUGGUGUGGGGGGCCUGCAGCAUUGGCCUCAUUGUAGCAAUGACACAGGUGUCUGCUGUGUUCAGGCUGCCCUUCUGUACCACAAAGGUGGCCCAUUUCUUCUGUGACAUCCGACCAAUGAUGAAGCUCUCCUGCAUUGACACUACCGUCAAUGAAGUCCUUACUUUGAUCAUUAGUGUCCUAGUGAUCCUGAUUCCCAUGGGCUUGGUUUUCAUCUCCUACAUCCUCAUCAUCUCCACCAUCCUCAAGAUUGCCUCUGCUGAGGGCAGGAAGAAGGCCUUUGCCACCUGUGCCUCCCACCUCACUGUGGUCAUUGUCCACUAUGGCUGUGCCUCCAUCGCCUACCUCAAGCCCAAGUCAGAGAACACCAGGGAUCAGGACCAGCUGAUCUCUGUGACCUACACUGUCAUCACCCCCCUACUGAACCCUGUGGUGUACACCCUGAGGAACAAAGAGGUCAAGGAUGCUCUGCGUAGGGCUAUAAGCCGAAAACUGUCCUGA
Nycticebus coucang (slow loris) is the source of this 930-nucleotide messenger RNA. Its product is annotated as olfactory receptor 10J1-like. NCBI's taxonomy places the organism in Eukaryota, Metazoa, Chordata, Mammalia, Primates, Lorisidae. Bases 1 to 930 code for a protein of 309 amino acids. Gene Ontology annotation, biological process: G protein-coupled receptor signaling pathway. Gene Ontology annotation, cellular component: membrane. The record is from RefSeq and is a predicted model, not a curated record. The transcript has a single exon. Gene Ontology annotation, molecular function: G protein-coupled receptor activity; olfactory receptor activity.